This is a messenger RNA of Mercenaria mercenaria, 4173 nucleotides long. Its product is annotated as tyrosine-protein kinase STK-like. Gene Ontology annotation, biological process: innate immune response; protein phosphorylation; cell surface receptor protein tyrosine kinase signaling pathway. The record is from RefSeq and is a predicted model, not a curated record. The transcript has 17 exons. NCBI's taxonomy places the organism in Eukaryota, Metazoa, Mollusca, Bivalvia, Venerida, Veneridae. Bases 145 to 2610 code for a protein of 821 amino acids. Gene Ontology annotation, cellular component: extrinsic component of cytoplasmic side of plasma membrane. Gene Ontology annotation, molecular function: non-membrane spanning protein tyrosine kinase activity; signaling receptor binding; ATP binding.
AGAAUUUAAUGUUCAAAUAUCUAUUAAACGCAAUAGGUGUGUUAAAACUGUUUAGUGAAAAUUUUGUUCUAUUUGGAUAUAAGCUACGGACGAAAUUUGAUAUAAAAAAUAUUUGUUCAAACUUCGAGUACUUUGGAUUGAAGAAUGGAAGCAGAUACGGAAAGAAAGAAGAAAUGGAAAUUGAAGAAAAUAAACAAAUGCUGGUUCUUAGAUGUUGGCGGUAAACUGACAAGGAUGAAUAUCCUGAACUAUGCUACUGAUGUUCACUUGGAGGACAACAUUAUUUUUGCAGAUGAUCUUGUGAUUCAACUGACAGAGGAAAGUGACGGAGAAAUCGUGUUGACAGAGAUUAAAGAUAUAUGUCAUAAAGUUAAGACUGCUGACGAUAAAAAUAAAGAGACACUUGUCAAAAGUGAAAAGGAAGAGUCUGGUGCAAGAACCAAUGUUAAUAAAACGGGAUCUGUAAAGUAUUUAAAAACAGUGAGUGAUCGAAAUGAGGAUAUGACACAAGAUACACCUCUUACAAACGAAAAUAGAAGUUCAAGUGUGGAACUUACUCUAGUAGAAGAUCCUGAAUAUCUGUACGGUGAUGACGAGGACCACGAACUGGGAAGCGAUGAAUAUGUACCAAAGAAAGGAAAGCGUAUAGGUUUCUUCAAACGAAUUAAAGAAAUUGUAAAAAAGAAGCUAGCUUUAAAGCAGCAAGAAGAGCCUUUGUAUGAAGCCAUUUCACACAAUGACGGUGAAGAUAACGAUGACGACGAUUUUGACUACUCUUUAUCUGAUCCUAAGAAAGUGCACAGUACCAGGUCUGAUGCCGUCCCAGGAGCGAGGAUAGUAACAGCACUAUUUGAUUUUAAUCAUUUUUCUGAGGACGAAAUUAGCUUCAAAAAAGAAGACCAACUGAAACUCCGUGGAGAAACUUUGAGCGGAAAUUCUGACUGGUGUUAUGCUGAACACUUGACUACGGAUAAGAAAGGCUAUAUUCCGUUAGCCUAUGUCACUGCAGAUAUCAGGUCAAUGGAGGCUCAAGUCUGGUGGCAUGACCUUAGCAGGGAAGGUGCGGAGGUAUUGCUUAGAAUGUCAAACAGACCUCUUGGAACAUACCUUGUUAGACCUUCUGACAGAGGACGUAUGCUUGUACUGUCGAUGUUGGCUCCAAGCAAGGAAUCCAGAGGAGAACGUGUCGCACACAUUCAAAUCAAGUCACACAAUGGACAGCUAUUUAUAACUUUAAGAAGACUUUUCCCUGACAUAUUCGAUCUUAUUCAUUUCUAUCAGUGUACAGCUGGUGAUCUUCCGUGCAAACUAGAGAAACCAGCUCCAAGGCCAAAUCCUGUUGUAUAUCCCAGAAACUUAGAAACUGAAAGGGAGUCUGUUGCUAUUAUCAAGUCAGUCAAAAUUGGUGAAUAUGGAGAAUUAUUUACCGGUAAGUUGUUCAACACGUUCGGUGUAACUAUCGUGACAAAGUGCAAACUUGCGCAGGACCAUUUUUUAGCGGAGGCGAAGACUAUAUAUACAUUCCAGCAGUCCAGACACUUUGUUAGAAUGUUAGCUGUGGUAAUAAAACCUAAACCUUUUAUGAUUAUACUCGGAGAGACGGUUCGCUAUACGUUACAAUCAUACCUGCAGAGAGAUAGAGGAAGCACUAUAACCUUCAAGUCUUUGACUAAAAUGGCUGCUGAGAUUGCUGAUGGUAUGGCGUUUUUAGAGACGGAAAAGAUUGUUCAUAGACAUUUAAAAGCCGAAAAUGUGUUUGUAUGUGGAUUGAACGAAUUGAAGAUAGUACAUCCAAAUUUACCAGGUCUGAUGAAAGCUAGUGAUAAUGAUGAACAUAUAAAAGGUGAAAAUGAAUGGCAAUGGACUGCACCAGAAGCAAUAGUUGACGAAGAUAAGUUUAGCACAAAAUCGGACGUGUGGUCAUUUGGGGUAUUGUUGUAUGAACUCAUCACGUUUGGAAAAAUACCAUAUGCAGGUUUGGUUGAAGAAGAUACGAUAAGCCGUUUGCAAGAAGGAUUCAGACUACCCGAGCCCAAGGGCGGUCCUGAACUUUGCCCUGUCGCUUUUUAUGUUACAAUGCUAGAAUGUUGGCAUCGUCGUCCGGAAUGUCGUCCAACAUUUGACUUCCUUGGAGAAUUUCUUCAUUAUUUUGAUGUUGCUGUAGAAUCUGAAACUCGUUUGGAAUAUGCCGAUAUACAAGACCUAUACAGGAGAGGAACUUUGGCAGAGGGACAAGAGCCGUAUGAAGUGCCAGCAGAUUUAGACAUGCAUACUUAUGUAAAUGUCAGUAGUGUCAUAAGGCCCGACAAACGAAUAGAUUCGCAAAAGUCACAGCAGUCUGAGCAAAAUAUAGGAUCAACAGCACAAAGUCCGCUGAGAAACAACACUGGAAUGCCUAAAAUAAAUGGUGGAUUUGAUGUGAAAGUCUUUUACGAAUAUGAAGCAGAAGACGACGACGAGAUAUCGUUUUGCAAGGACGACAUUGUAACUAAUGUGGAUCCAGUAGACGAAAAUUGGUGGAUAGGAACAACAACAAAUGGUACUCGCGGCCUAUUUCCAUCAAAUUUUGUGGAAAUAUUUGAAAACGACUACGCUGAAAUAAAACUGUAAACUUGUGAUUGAGACAGUUGGUUGCUGAUAUACAACUUAUAGCUGUUCACGGUUUUGAACUACUAGUAGAAUAGUUUUAUGCAAAUUACUUAAUAAUGUUGAUUAUUUCAUAAUUUGUAGUGACGUUAUGCAAAUUUUGAUUAUCAAAGUCCUAAAGCUCAAGGUAGCGGACACAUGGCAGUUUUCUUGUGAUUUCGUAUUUAAGUUAACCCAUUCGACAUGUUUCGAUCGUAAAUAUAGCUCAUCGCGCAAAUAUUUUUUUGUAGAAACACGGAACAUGCCGAAAUAGCAUACGGGGGAGCACGUUAAUUGCCGAUUGUUAUUACGGGUCCAAACCAUUAAAUGUAUUCUAUGUUGUAUAACAGUUUACCCCAUGGAGCUAGUAAAUAUUUAAAGAAAUUUGUUUUAUUGCGUGAAUGAAGAAACGCUGGUGUCACAGAAAUCUGUGUUUGUAUGAGGUUCGAUUGAACAUUUAACUAAUGUUUGAUAGAUUCUUGAAGAUAGACGUGUAGAUUGUGUUUUCGUUUUUGUAAUUGUGAUGUCAUUGCUUCCGUCAUUAUUUUAGUUUUGUCAUUGUAUAUAUUUAUUAAUAUCAUUGUCAUCCUUCAACAAAUCGAACAUUUGCAUUGAUUUUAAAUUAUAUAUGCUUUUCGUGCAGAACCGAUAAAAAGUUUGUUAUUCUACAGGGUGGCUAACCCACCUGACAUUUUGUUACAUAUACACGGGGAAAUGGCCCGAUUGAGGUACAAUUUUUGCUAUAAUUCCCUUUACGACUUCACCGAUUUAGAUAAUAUUAAAAAGAGCCGUAAACUGGAAAAGUUUGCCUCCUGGAAAUGUCUAUCAGACUUUCUUAAAAUUUUCUCAAACAGUUCGCCCAAACGUGUUUUCACGGACUUAAUACGUAAGUAACGUGCACAUGGAGUCUUUGUCAAGUGUUUGAAAAAAAAGAGUAUUUAGAAUUUGUGUCAGACCCUUUGUGCCGAAGCGAGCACUACUUCUUUUGUUUUUGAAUCUUUUUUUAUCUUAUUAAAAUCCGUCUAGUAAUGAAAAAAAUGCAAGCAACAAUGUCACCUGAAUCGAGUUAAAAAUGUCACGUGUUGGCCAUCCAAGAAGACAUAUUGUUCUCUUUUUCUUGUGUAACUAGCUGAAAACAAGAUCUAUCAAACUCGGAAAAAAACUCUAUUUUUUUGCAUUAUAAGUUAAAUCUUUAUCAAUUUAGUUUUUCAAUUGUGUAUAUGUUUCACAACAUAAUAUAAAAUUUCUGUUAGUACAGUGGUUACAGCAAGUUACUGUGUUAUUUUAAUAUUUUAUUUACCCGCGACUGUAAAGAGCAAGAAACACUAAGAAGGUGACAGAUAUAUAUAUAUAUAUAUAUAUAUAUAUAUAUAUAUAUAUAUAUAUAUAUAUAUAUAUAUAUAUAUAUAUAUAUAUAUAUAUGCAAAUAUAAUGUUACUCAUGUAAUGUUGUUUAUUUUUUCUUUAUAAUAUACUUGAUCCGGUACAGACUUUUGCAUAUAUAUAUAAUUGUUAUAUGAUCUGGACAGAAAAUAAUACUGAAAAGUAA